GACCUUUUUUUUGGGUCAAAAGAAAUUGAAAGUGAUCGUAAUUUCAAUGAAGCAAGCUUGAAGCUAUUUGAAUUUUGAAUAUCGUUAGGAGGAUUCUGGUUGAGAUAGUCAGAUUCUCCCGCAUUGGUCUUUCUUAUCGGCAUAUGGGUUUUUUGGUUCUUGUUCUUGUUAUGGAGACUUAGAAUAUUCGAAACAAGUUGGACUCCGCUUUAGAUUGAAGGUUAAUGGCUCCGACUUGCAGAAUCAGCAUAAAAUGACAUAGCAUUGAGCAGGAUAAAGUAGUUUUAUGGAUACUUUUGGGUGCCGUGAUACUGUGAUACUAAUCAAGAUAAAGUUUGAUUUUUUCACCUAGGAAUCUUUGAUUGGUCUUUUAGUGAAUUAGAGGGGGGAAAAGCGUUUUUUCAACUAAGGGGCUAGAUCAAUUGGUUUCUGCUAGAAUCUGUGCCAUAGAAGUCCCUGGCAUUUUGCAGUUCAUGAGUGAUUUGGGGUUUUUGCAUGACUACUCUAAAACAAAAUCAGUGAUCCAAAUUCCUUUUGUCUGUUUAAUACAUGUUUAAGGUUUAGAAAUGUGCCCAUAGUAGAUAUAUUCUGUACUAGAUUGAGUCGAUCCAUUUUCUUUUGCUCCCGUUGAUAUUUAUUUCUAGCCUUUCUUGUAAGCUAUUUAUUUCUAUUUUGAUAUCCUUAAUAAUGAUACUGGUUUAGAUUGUUUUGGCUCAAUUUUCCUCUCCACUCUAAUAUCUGAAAAGAAAUAAGUUGAGUAGAAUUUCUUUGAGAUUUUGAAAUUUGUCUUCUGUUCUAAAGGUAGGGAAAGUGAUGCGGAUACAGAAGGCUCGUAAGAAUGACAAAACAAACAAGAGUUGGAAUGACACUGCAGUUUUAACAAGCGAUGAGCAAUUUCUAUGGAGGGAGAACAAGGAGCUCAUUUCAUCUCCGAGCAAGGAAGUCCUUGAACAAAGAUUCGUUAAGAAUGUGAUGAGCCCUCUCUUGGGUCCAAAGCAUGUUGAUGCUGGAAUGCGUGUUUCUGUGUCCAAGGAAUUCCUUGAAUCUGUUGAUAAGAAAGUAACCAAGCAGCGUCCUCUUUGGCGCGUCAAUGCAGCAAAUGUGGAUACGAGUCAUGAUUCUGUGAUCCUUAUGAAUGAUCACUCCCUUUUCUCUCGCGGGAUUUCUAGUUGUGUUGACUGCAUUAGUGUUGAGAUAAAGCCAAAAUGUGGAUUUCUUCCAACUUCAAGGUUUAUAAGGGAAGGAAACACGGUCAAAAGAAGUGUAACCCGUUUCAAAAUGCACCAAAUCUUGAAGCUGCACGAUAAUGAGGUAUCGGAACUGAGUGAAUAUGAUCCUCUUGAUCUGUUCUCAGGAUCCAAGGAAAGGAUACACAGAGCUAUAAAAGCCCUAUAUUCCACUCCUCAGAACAAUUUCCGUGUAUUCUUGAAUGGUGCCCUCUUAUUUGGUGGAUCGGGCGAAAGUAUUGGGAGAACCACCCCUGAAUACGGAGACGCUUUUGAAGAUGCACUUAAGGGCUUCAUCCAAGCAGAUGACGGGCUCCGCACAAAGUACUUUCUAGAGCUAGUGUCCGAAUCUGUUUACAGCUCGAGAGUUCUAGAUAUGCUUCUCGAAGUUCAGAAGCUCGACAAUUUGGAUGUCGAAGGGGCGAUCCAUUGUUACUACGAUGUAAUCUCUCAGCCUUGCUCUGUAUGUAAAGAACUCGAGCAAGACGGGCUGUAUGCAUCGCUGCAUUCUUUACCUCUGGAUGAAAGCUUGAAGAUUGUGAAGGACUAUCUGAUAGCUGCAACCGCAAAGGACUGCAGUGUUAUGAUCAGUUUUCAAUCAAGAGAUGACUUGGAUUCUGCGCGCUCGUGCAGUGACGUCUAUCUACAGUCAACCAAGCAAACUUUCGAUUACAAGGUGCAUUUCAUCGACCUAAGCCUGAAACCGCUGGAGAAAAUGGAGGCGUACUAUGAAUUGGAUAAGAAGAUAAUGAGCUGUUAUACAGAGAAGAUGAAAUGCGAAGAUGAGUUGUGACUUUGAGGUAACGAUUUUGCAUUUUGCAUUUUUUUUUUGUCACUGAGAUUAAUCGUUUGUUGUGAUCCUUAUAAGAAUGCGACAUUGAUGUUGAUCCGUGAGCCGACAGUGAGAGUUCCCAUGAAACGGGUACUUCGUGGAUCAACCGAUUUCGGGUAAAACAAAAUUUUACGAGAAUGUUACAAGA
Molecule: messenger RNA, 2206 nt
Organism: Tarenaya hassleriana
Lineage: Eukaryota; Viridiplantae; Streptophyta; Magnoliopsida; Brassicales; Cleomaceae
Product: inositol-pentakisphosphate 2-kinase
Exons: 7
Coding region: 814-2019 (401 amino acids)
Biological process (GO): inositol phosphate biosynthetic process
Cellular component (GO): nucleus
Molecular function (GO): ATP binding; inositol-1,3,4,5,6-pentakisphosphate 2-kinase activity
Source: RefSeq, a predicted model, not a curated record